Molecule: messenger RNA, 2022 nt
Organism: Eimeria tenella
Lineage: Eukaryota; Apicomplexa; Conoidasida; Eucoccidiorida; Eimeriidae
Exons: 8
Coding region: 1-2022 (673 amino acids)
Biological process (GO): protein ubiquitination; ubiquitin-dependent protein catabolic process via the N-end rule pathway
Cellular component (GO): cytoplasm; ubiquitin ligase complex
Molecular function (GO): ubiquitin protein ligase activity
Source: RefSeq, a predicted model, not a curated record
AUGGAGUACAGCGGCCCCACAGGCGCAGCAGCAGCAGCAGCAGCAGCAGCAGGAGGGUCCCCAGGAAGCUCGCUGCGUGGGCCUGCAGCAGCUUCCCCCUCCCUGGGCGCGCCCGCAGCAGCAGCAGCAGCAGCAGCAGGGGAGGAGUGGGUGCAUGCGUUCUCGCGGGUGCGGGCGUGGCGAGCAGCAGCAGCAGCAGAAAAACUUGCUGCUGAAGACGACAGCAAAGCUCUUGCUGCCCUUCGGGGCCGCAGCAUGCAGGGUGUAUGUACAGAUGACUUGCGGCUGCUGGCCAAAAGGCUGCCGCACCCGCAGCGGCGGCUGCAGCUGGGAGCAGCAGCACUUCGCAUCAGGCCCAGCAGCAGCAGCAGCAGCAGCAGCAGCAGCGGGGGCGGCAGCAGCGGCAGCAGCAGCGGCGGCAGCAGCGGCGAGGGCGGCAGCAGCAGCAGCUGCAGCAGCAGCAGCAGCAGCAGCAGCAGGGGCAUCAGGGGGGUGGAGACGUAUUUGCUGCAGGUUGCUGCAGCAAAGGAGCAGCAGGAAGCGCAUGCAAUUGCUGAAAAAGAAGGAGGCAAAAGAAGGCAGCCCCUGACCAUUGAAGGACUCUCAGGUGUAUCGACAGCUCAACUCGACGCCAUUGCGCCCCCCUACCCGCUGAUGGAGGGCCUCGCGCCCGCAGCAGCAGGCAGCAGCAGCAGCAGCAGCAGCAGCUGCAGCAGCAGCAGCAGCGAAGGAGCUUUGACAGAAGAAGAAAGAAAUGGAGUGCUGCUGAAAGUUGCUGCUGCUGGAUUGGUCCCGUGGCUGAAGAAAGUCCAUUUGCUGCUGCGCGCAAUUGACCCGCAGCACGAAUUGCCUUUUGAAAACGCGGAUUCGAUGAGUGCCUUUGGAGACCUUUCGUGUCCCGUGCUGCCUUCUGGCUACCUGAGGAGUCCGCCUGCAGCAGCAGCAGCAGAUUCUGCUGCUGCUGCUGCUGCUGCUGGUACGCUGGAUGAGCUGCUGGCGUCUCUCAAGCCCUAUGCAGCAGAUGCUCAAUGCGACUGUCUCCUCGAGACUUUGCCGCUGCCCUCUUCUCUCGAGGCCUUCCUCUUCGGGGGAGAAGACGAAACUGAAGAGGAGGAAGCAACAAAGGAGACAGAGGCCCUUGCGAAUGUUUUGGACGAGCUGCAAAUGGUGCAUGCAAUGGCAGCACAGCCCCCGUCGCUGGUUGCUGGCAGCUGCCUCUGCCCCGUAGUGGUUUGCGAGAAGAACACGCACGAGCAGCUGCUGCAGCUGCUGCAGCAGCUGCAGCAGCUGCAGGAGCAGCAGAGCCCCUCGAAAGCAGCGCAGCAGCAAAAGGAAGAAUUACUUGAACUCUUCAGAGCUCAUUCUUUUUACUUCCAGCCCCUCACUCGCCGAAUGCUUCCCCUGGACUUCGAGCAGCUGCUGCAGGUCACUGCAGCAAAGCCGCUGCUGCUCUGGCAGCGCUCCAGCAGCAGCAGCAGCAGCAGCAACUGCUGCCUGGCGGUCUUCGCGCUGCAGCACUCUCCGUGUCUCACUGUCCUCCCGAAGUCUUACCAGCAGCUCUACAACCACUUCCUUGACGUGCACCUCACCUCCCCGGUCUUGGGCCCCCACGUCUCCGCCUCAAUUUGCAUUUGCCUCAUUUGCGGCUGUCUUCUUUGUGCUGCUGACUGCUGCGAGAUUGAAGUCAGCAGCCUCGAGAAGGAAACAACAACUUUUUCCGCUCUCAGAAGGCACGCCACAGUGUGUGGCUUCGGACUUAGCCUCUUUUUGCAACUUGCUGCUUCUUCGGUGCUGGUGGUGGCUGUGGAUGCUGUGGGGGACCGCGGGGCCAAAUGGGGCUGUUUGCACUUGGACGAAUAUGGGGAGGAGGACCUGCAGCUGCGUCGUGGGAAGCCGCUGCGGCUCUCGGGGCCGCGAGUGCAGCGGCUGGCAAAAGAGUUUUGGACUCAUCAGCUGCGGGCUUUGAAGCGCCUCAGCUGGGCCCGCCUCAGGGGCGUCCCGCGGCUCCGCGAGCCUUUCUAG